CUAAUCUGCUAUGCCAUUACGAGUGAUGAUAACGGAGUCGACGGCGCAUUCAUCACCGAGCAUUUGCAAAUUUUGCUUCGUCUAUUCUUGACACUAUUUUCAGUCAUUUCAGUCAUGGCAAGGUGUUGAGUGUCUGGGUUAUAUUUGGCUUCAUUAAACUACGGGCAUGGGUACUGGCGCGGAAUCUCCUGGGCUAUCAUGCCCGUUGGACGUGGACCUCUUUCCAGCAUACAGCGAUGAUUCCCCCUUGUGCGAUUGCUCAUUUGCACAUUUGUUACUGGCACUCAUCGUUCGGCGCGACCAAGUUCUAAUGGGCAUUGACUUUCCAUGGGCGACUAGCAGAACAUGCAGGUGUCCGUGUCUUUGCAUGGAAAGCACUUGGAUUAGUUUACGAUUGUUUCUUUUCGUGUUUUUAGGGGUUCAUUUACACGAUAGAUGCGCAUGCAGCGCUACGAUAUGUCUGGGCUGGACACUAUCCUGUCUUUACAGUGUAUUGAUUCGUUGGCAUUCACGUUUCGCUCAUGUUCCCCUCACAGUGGCUUUUGCUCUGUAUGCAACGGUCUUGUUUUACUCAAUACCCUUUUAAAUGCAAACGUGGAGUUAGGGAUAGAAUCUAAGGUGCAUCUAA
Bipolaris maydis ATCC 48331 is the source of this 628-nucleotide messenger RNA. Lineage: Eukaryota; Fungi; Ascomycota; Dothideomycetes; Pleosporales; Pleosporaceae. The record is from RefSeq and is a predicted model, not a curated record.